AUCAUCCAACAAUCCUAAAGGUUGAUGACAGGCAACGGCUUGCUAGAGAACGGAGAGAAGAACGAGAAAAACAGCUAGCUGCAAGAGAAUCCGUCUGGUUAGAAAGAGAAGAGAGAGCCCGGCAACAUUAUGAAAAACACCUAGAGGAACGCAGAAAGAAGCUAGAGGAGCAGAGAUUAAAGGAAGAGAGAAGGCGAGCUGCCGUAGAGGAAAAGCGAAGGCAGAGAAUAGAAGAAGAUAAGGAACGACAUGAAGCUGUUGUACGUCGCACAAUUGAAAGAAGCCAGAAGCCAAAACAAAAGCAAAACAGGUGGUCCUGGGGAGGAGCACUACAUAGCCGCAUUAAUAACACAGAUCCAGACAGGCGAUCUGUUUCAACAAUGAACCUUUCGAAACAUGUUGAUCCAGUCAUUAACAAGCGGCUCUCCUCCUCAUCUGCAACAUUACUAAAUUCUCCAGACAGAGCUCGCCGUCUACAGCUCAGUCCAUGGGAGAGCAGCAUCGUUAGCAGGCUCCUGACGCCCACUCACUCAUUCUUGGCCCGAAGUAAAAGCACAGCUGCAUUGUCUGGAGAUGCAGCAUCUUGCAGCCCCAUCAGUCCUCUGUCCUACAAGGCCAUGAACUGUAGGAAUCCAGGAGACCGAGCGAAACUUUAUGCCUCUACUGAUGCUGUUGGACGUAGGAGAACAACGCAUCUCACUGGGGCUGACAAAAAAGAAAAGGAGAGAGACCAUUUGUCAUCCAGCUUCUCAGCCAGCUUUAAAGGAGGACAUUUUUCUUCCAACCUCAAAGCUAGAUCACCAGCUCCCUCUCCAGUUUGGCAUGCGUCAAAGUCUUUGCCUUAUUUGCCUGGCACACCCAAGCAGAUAACUUCCCCACCUGGUUCCUCCAAAGUUUCCUCUGCUCAGGCACGUCCUCCUUCUCCUGGCAACAUCCGGCCAGUCAAAAAAGAGGUCAAACCAGAGAGUGAGAAGAAGAGACCAGAAAAGGAGGCUGAAAAGACCAGUGAGGAGAGGACAGAAGAGAGUAGAGGAACUUCAGCAGGUGCUGGAGAAUCUGCAAGUCAGGAAGAGCUCACUGUCCAGGCAGAGCUCGCUCAAG
This is a messenger RNA of Tauraco erythrolophus (red-crested turaco), 1101 nucleotides long. The record is from RefSeq and is a predicted model, not a curated record. Lineage: Eukaryota; Metazoa; Chordata; Aves; Musophagiformes; Musophagidae.